AUGGAUCUUCAGAGAGAAAACGAGUCAGAACUGAAUCUGGCUAAGGACUCCAGGAGACAGCAAAGGAAAGACAAGGGUGUGAAAAGUUUCAUUUUACAAACAGAACAGCAGCACCUGUCCUCUGUGGAAAUCGAGUAUGGAAAUGCUUUACAAGAUCUUCCAGGGAAUAACAAGAACCACUGCACAGAUUCACCAUCACCACCAGAGAAGCUCAUUGCUGGGAUCCUGGGAGUCAUCUGCUUUAUCUUGAUGUACACUUUAGUAAGAAUGAUUCUGUGGAAACAGACAGUUACAGCAGAGAACCAUACAGGGAAUCAGACAACAGGGAACCAGAAAGCAUAUCAUUGUGGUCGAUGUCCAGCAGAGUGGUUAAUGUACUCCAACAACUGCUAUUACAUCAGCACUGAAAAAAAAACAUGGAAUGAGAGUUUGAUGGCCUGUGCUUCUAAGAGCUCUGACCUACUCUAUAUAGAUAAUGAAGAAGAAAUGGCAAUAAUUACAUCUAAGUAG
Phyllostomus hastatus (greater spear-nosed bat) is the source of this 510-nucleotide messenger RNA. Its product is annotated as NKG2-A/NKG2-B type II integral membrane protein-like. The record is from RefSeq and is a predicted model, not a curated record. The transcript is spliced from 5 exons. The coding region runs from base 1 to 510 and encodes 169 amino acids. NCBI's taxonomy places the organism in Eukaryota, Metazoa, Chordata, Mammalia, Chiroptera, Phyllostomidae. Gene Ontology annotation, biological process: stimulatory C-type lectin receptor signaling pathway; positive regulation of natural killer cell mediated cytotoxicity.